CAGCAUGUGCUGGCCACUCCCCCACCGUAUGCUCUGACAAUGAGCAUCAACUCCUCCCUCGGUAAUGAGAAGGCCUUGAGGAACCUGACGCUGCUGGAAGAUGGGGCAGGCAGAAUCACAGAGUCCAUUGCUAUCAUUGUCAUUGCUAUUUUCAUCUGUUUGGGAAACUUGGUGGUGGUACUGACCCUCUACAAGAAAUCCUACCUCCUCACGCUCAGCAACAAGUUUGUUUUCAGCCUGACCCUCUCCAACUUUCUUCUCUCUGUGCUGGUGCUUCCUUUCGUUGUCACCAGCUCCAUCCGGAGGGAAUGGAUCUUCGGGGUCGUGUGGUGCAACUUCUCAGCCCUGCUGUACAUGCUCAUCAGUUCGGCCAGCAUGCUCACUCUUGGGCUCAUUGCUAUAGACCGAUACUAUGCUGUCCUGUACCCAAUGAUUUACCCGAUGAAGAUUACGGGUAACAGAGCUGUUGUUGCCAUUGUGUACGUGUGGCUACAUUCCCUCAUUGGAUGCCUGCCUCCCCUCUUCGGCUGGUCUUCCUUAGAGUUUGAUCAGUUCAAAUGGAUGUGUGUGGCCGCAUGGCAUAAAGAGGCCGGUUACACUGCCUUUUGGCAGAUCUGGUGCGCUCUGCUGCCCUUUAUGGUCAUGAUGAUUUGCUAUGGAUUCAUAUUCCGCGUGGCCAGGAUUAAGGCACGGAAGAUUCAUUGCGGGAGCGUGGUCAUUGCGGAGGAAGAUACCCAAAGGAAUGGAAGAAAGAACUCUAGCACUUCAACGUCCUCCUCGGGCAGUCGAAGGAACGCUUUUCAAGGAGUAGUUUAUUCUGCCAACCAAUGCAAAGCUUUGAUAACUAUCUUGGUUGUGAUUGGUGCUUUUGUGAUCACGUGGGGGCCUUACAUGGUGGUAAUUACAUCUGAGGCACUUUGGGGGAAAAACAGCAUUUCCCCUGCUUUGGAGACAUUAGCAACCUGGCUGUCUUUCACUAGUGCUAUAUGCCACCCUCUGAUUUAUGGACUCUGGAAUAAAACUGUCCGCAAGGAAUUGCUGGGAAUGUGCUUUGGCGACCGGUACUACAGAGAAUCGUUUGUUCAACGGCAGAGGACAUCCAGAUUAUUUAGUAUUUCUAAUAGGAUCACAGACUUGGGGCUAUCCCCCCAUCUCACAGCGCUCAUGGCUGGUGAGCGUCCUUUAGGACACAGCAGCAGCACGGGAGACACAGGGUUCAGCUACUCUCAGGAUUCAGGAACAGAUGUCAUGCUGCUUGAAGACUACAGCUCGGAUGGUGUUAAUCACCCACACUGCAUUUAUCCCCACCGGCGGCGGAGUUCUGUCACGUUUGAAGAUGAAGUGGAACGACUUAAAGACACUGCAAAGAAUUCUGUUCUCCAUGUAAAAGCUGAAGUCCAUAAAUCUAUAGACAGCUACGCAUCCAGCUUGGCCAGAGCUAUCGAAGCCGAUGUGAGGAUUGCCUUGUUUGGAGGAGACGCUCUACCUGGCUCUUUGUUUCCAGUGCAAACUAUGGUGGGAAGCAACUCAUGUGCCCGACGUGGGGGCAGGACCCAUGUUGGCCAAAGGCUGCAGCUACAAAGCAUUGAAGAAGGGAACACUUAAAAUCACCUAAACAGGGAAGGAACCUACAAAACUGCUAAUGACAAU
Euleptes europaea (tarantolino) is the source of this 1650-nucleotide messenger RNA. RefSeq names its product G protein-coupled receptor 161 (gene GPR161). Bases 40 to 1605 code for a protein of 521 amino acids. NCBI's taxonomy places the organism in Eukaryota, Metazoa, Chordata, Lepidosauria, Squamata, Sphaerodactylidae. Gene Ontology annotation, cellular component: recycling endosome; membrane. Gene Ontology annotation, molecular function: G protein-coupled receptor activity. The record is from RefSeq and is a predicted model, not a curated record. The transcript has 5 exons. Gene Ontology annotation, biological process: G protein-coupled receptor signaling pathway.